Molecule: messenger RNA, 1374 nt
Organism: Lodderomyces theae
Lineage: Eukaryota; Fungi; Ascomycota; Pichiomycetes; Serinales; Debaryomycetaceae
Exons: 1
Coding region: 1-1374 (457 amino acids)
Molecular function (GO): zinc ion binding
Source: RefSeq, a predicted model, not a curated record
AUGGAGGAACAGGACACUUCAAAAGCCAGAUACAACGACACAAUCACCAUCACGGACUAUGCAAGCUCAUUUAAUCUAAUAGAUAAUGAUUCAACACCAGAUUUAAGAAAUUUGAAAUACAAGACAAACACAGACCAUCUUAAUUGUCCCAUUUGCCAACAACCAUUCAUAACUCCCCUAACUACCAUAUGUGGCCACACUUUUUGUAAAGAGUGCAUACUAGAAUUUGUCAAGUCCUUAAGAAAUGGGACUACUAGUAAUGAUCAUGCUGGUCAUUGUCCGCUAGAUAGAACGCCCAUUGAUCCCGUCAACACCAAUGACUUGUUUCCCACACCACUAAUUGUUACCAAUCUAGUUGAUGACUUGAAAGUGUAUUGUUUAAACAGUGAGCGUGGAUGUGACUGGUCUGGAAGUAGGUGGGAAGUCGACCACCAUGUAACGGAGCAGUGUCCAUACACUGGAGUCAAGUGUGGUGGUUGUCGUUAUGAUGAUAGCAAGUAUUGUGAGUUACUAGUGGAAAGAAGGUACCUUAAGGAUAUUGAGGCAAAUGAAUGUGUACACAAGUUAUUCAAGUGUGAGUUUUGUGAUUCUGAAUUGACAAAGAUUGAUGAAAAUGAGCAUCUUGAGCAGGAGUGUUUGUAUAAUUUUAAAACAUGUGAAUUGUGUGGUAAUGACUCGAUACCACAAAAGAAUAUGGCAAAGCAUCAAGACAAUUGUUUGAAAAUGGGUAAAGUCAAGUGUCCUGCGCAUGAGAUUGGAUGUCGAUGGGUAGGUUCGAAUGAAACCUCAUUGGAAAUACAUCUUCAAAAUGGAAAUUGUCAAUUGAAUCAAUUUCUCCCCUUUUAUACAUCAAUGAAUGAGAGGAUGACUAGUUUAGAGCUGGAAAAUGAGUUUUUGCAACGUCAACUACACAAAAUAUUGGAUUCUAUAAUACAGGGUAAAGUCACCAAUUUGGGAUAUAAUGAAGGCUUGGAGGAAAUCAACAAGUAUUCGGGCGAAGCAGAUCAGGAUAAGCUUAUAUACCUCAAUUUUGAACUAGAUCGACUCAAGUUUGAAAUCAAUGAAAAGCUAAUUCCAUUUAUGAAUAGGUCAAAGAUUAGUGACCAGGAGAAAAUGAUAAAGAACUUGGUUAAUGACAAUUUUAUGAUGAGAGAAGAUAUGAAUUUGCAGCGAAUGAUGAUCAAUAGUUUGAGAAAACAAUUGCAGUUUAUGUUAUUCUCUCGAAACAGGGGUGGUGUCGCUGCCGGUCUUAGUGGGGGACUAGGAAAUGGCACAACGAUGCCGGGCACCCUACACAGUGACGAUUUUGCCACGGACUUGUAUGAACUAGAGUCAAGAAGCAGCUCUGAAGAGAGGUUUAAUUUGAAGUUGUAA